Messenger RNA from Polyodon spathula (Mississippi paddlefish), 2824 nucleotides. RefSeq names its product hydroxysteroid (17-beta) dehydrogenase 4 (gene hsd17b4). Gene Ontology annotation, molecular function: oxidoreductase activity. Bases 85 to 2304 code for a protein of 739 amino acids. The record is from RefSeq and is a predicted model, not a curated record. NCBI's taxonomy places the organism in Eukaryota, Metazoa, Chordata, Actinopteri, Acipenseriformes, Polyodontidae. The transcript has 24 exons.
GCAGUCUCUGUGUGAACGCUGUGACAAUAAACUCUGCAGCUGUACUACAUACCUUCCAUCUUGGUGUAAAGAUUCUGCAACGAAAUGUCUGCUUCUCUCAGGUUCGAUGGAAAAGUUGUCCUGGUCACGGGGGCUGGUGGAGGAUUGGGAAAAGAAUAUGCAUUGGCUUUUGCAGAAAGAGGGGCUUCUGUUGUUGUAAAUGACCUUGGGGGUGAUAUUAAAGGAGAGGGCAAAAGUUCAUCGGCUGCUGACAAAGUUGUUGAAGAAAUAAAAGCUAAAGGAGGCAAAGCUGUGGCAAAUUAUGAUUCUGUGGAGAAUGGAGAAAAAUUAGUUCAGACGGCACUGGAUGCAUUCGGGAGAAUUGAUAUUGUAAUUAACAAUGCAGGGAUUCUGCGAGACCGUUCUUUUGCCAGAACAAGUGACUUAGACUGGGAUUUAAUUCACAGAGUACAUCUGAGAGGAUCUUUCAUGGUGACACGAGCUGCAUGGAAUCAUAUGAAAAGCCAGAAGUUUGGAAGAAUUAUUAUGACAUCAUCUGCUGCUGGGAUAUAUGGCAACUUUGGUCAAGCAAACUACAGUGCAGCAAAACUAGGGCUUUUAGGCCUUUCUAACACAUUGGCCAUUGAAGGAAAGAAGUACAACAUCCACUGUAACACUAUAGCACCGACUGCAGGAUCUAGACUGACACAGACUGUCAUGCCCCCAGAUCUGUUGGAGUCUCUUAAAGCAGAGUAUGUCGCUCCUCUUGUUCUGUGGUUGUGCCAUGAAAGCUGUGAGGAAAAUGGUAGCCUGUUUGAGGCAGGUGCAGGCUGGAUUGGUAAAUUGCGCUGGGAGAGAACACAGGGUGCGAUUGUGAGGCACAAGAACCAGGAAAUGACUCCUGAGGCAGUGCGAGAUAAUUGGGAGGCGGUCUGUGAUUUCAAAAAUGCAAACAAACCCCAAGAUAUCCAAGAGUCAAUAACUACUCUGGUUGAUGUGCUUUCGAGAGUCGACACUGAAAACCUUUCAGCUAAUCCUACUAGCGCCAUGGCAUCCACCAGCACCACAGGCAUUGAUCCAGCCCAGGCAGUCGGUCAGAAGUUGCCAGAGAAGGUCUUCACCUAUUCACAAACUCAGUGUAUACUUUAUGCCCUUGGAGUUGGCAUGUCAACCAAAGACUCAGAUCACAUGAAGUUUCUUUUUGAAGGGCAUGAAGAAUUUAGCUGCUUGCCUACUUUUGGAGUCAUUCCACCCCAGGCCUCCAUGAUGGAUGGUGGGCUAACUGCUGUCCCUGGAUUAAAUUUUGAUUUUACCAGGCUUUUGCAUGGGGAGCAAUACCUGGAGCUGUAUAAACCAUUACCAACUUCAGGCAAACUGACCUCGCAUGCUACGAUUGCGGAUGUGCUAGAUAAGGGCUCUGGAGCUGUCAUACUCUUAGAUGUACACACAUACAAUGAGAAGGACCUGCUGUGUUACAAUCAGUUCUCCUUGUUUGUAGUGGGAGCUGGAGGAUUUGGAGGAAAGAGGACAUCGGAAAAAGCAAAGGGCACGGUAAAUCCACCGAACAGACCUCCAGAUGCUGUGAUGACUGAUGAGACAAGCAGGGAUCAGGCUGCUUUAUAUCGGCUCAGCGGGGAUUGGAACCCCCUGCACAUUGAUCCCAGUUUUGCAGCAAUGGGAGGGUUCAAAAAGCCUAUAUUGCAUGGGCUGUGUUCCUUUGGAUUUGCUGCUAGACAAGUUUUGAAGCAAUAUGCAGACAAUGAUAUACUACAAUUCAAGGCAAUUAAGGUACGCUUUGUGAAACCAGUCAUUCCAGGACAAUCACUGCAGACUGAAAUGUGGAAAGAAGGAAACAGAAUCCACAUUCAAACAAAAAUUAAAGAGACUGGAGAUGUUGUUUUAGCAGGAGCAUAUGUAGAUCUGAAGGGCACUCUGGAUAAAACUGCAGCUAAGGAACCAUCUAUGCAGAUUGGGGGUCUCCAGAGUGACCUUGUCUUUGCAGAGAUUGGCCGCCGCAUUAAAGAUGUUGGUAAAGAUUUGGUAAAGACAGUGAAUGCUGUCUUUCAAUGGGAAAUCACGAAAGAUGGAAAUAAUGCAGCACAGUGGACUAUCGAUCUGAAGAAUGGGUCAGGGUCACUGUAUAAAGGAGCCCCUCAAGCUAAAGCUGAUGUGACUUUUAGCCUCUCUGAUGAAGAUUUCAUGGAAGUUGUUCUGGGCAGGCUCAAUCCGCAGAAGGCAUUCUUUGCAGGAAAGUUGAAAGUGAAAGGUAAUAUAAUGCUGAGCCAAAAACUGGAGACCAUCCUGAAAGACUAUGCAAAACUGUGAGACUACACUAUGACUACUGCUUACGGAUGCUGGCAAAAAACUCUCCUGCCUUUUGUUAAAUAGAUUUGUGUUAAGUACUUGUUAAUUGCACUGUAACCAACCAAGAUGAUCAGCUUGACUAACCGAUCAGAAAGGACAGCAUCACUUUCUUUUUGUUAUUGUAAACCUUCAAUUAAAAAUGUCAUAACUGAAAAUAAAUAAUUUCAGACCUCUAUACAAUAUAGAUGUUGCUUGUAGUCCAAUUUACAUUAUAUAGUUGGGCAAUUUUGUAUUUUGUUGUUGCCAUAAUGCACAUGGAAUACAGUUAAAAUGCAAAAAGUCUAGCAGCCAAUUGGCACUAACAUGGAGAAAUAAUUAAAACUCAACAUCUUUCGUUAAAUUCCAGUUUCCUCAUUACAUUCUGUGGAGUGGAGCAUCCACAAACAAAAAUGCUGUCACAUGUGCUACAAAUGCUUCAAUAACGUACCAGUAAUUUUUUUUUCUUUUCAUUGUUAACAUCCUGAAGCUUUUUACACAGAAA